GAAUCUUUUUGUUUUCAUUCAAUUCUAAAAUUGUCUUCGAUAUCAUCAUCAUCAUCAUGAUAUUAUCACAUCACCAUGAGUUUUUUCUAAAUCGUUGAUAUCUUCUGACGAUAUAUCAACAAUUUUCUCACCAAUUAUCAAUUUUGAUAUUCAAAAAAAAAACAUCGACAACAGAUAAUGUUUUGUAUUUGAAUCCAUUAUCAUCAUAAAUCCAAAACAGAAAAAAAAUGGAACAAACAUAUAAAUUGCUGAUAUUUUUCACCAUAUUCUUUAUCUUAUUAUUUCUGAUAAAUAUUGAUCAUUAUUGCCUUAAUGUAUUACCAUCAUCCAAUGAUAAACAUAUUGUUAAUAAUAAUGCUGAUGAUGGUGCCAAGAAUAUUCCAUCAUCAUUAAAUGAAUGGUCACAAUGGUCAUCUUGGUCUCCUUGUUCCAGAAUCUGUGAUGGAGGCAUAACUACCUCAGUACGUAAAUGUUUGUCUCGUUCUGGUUGUAAUAAUGGCCAAUAUAAACGUCAUAAAUUAUGUAAUAUGCAGCCAUGUAUAAUUAAAACAAAUUUUCGUCAAACACAAUGUUCGGCAUUCAAUAAUAAACCAUACAGAGAUCGUUAUUAUGAAUGGUUAGCAUUUAUUGAUCCUACCGAUCCGUGUAGUCUGACUUGUAAAGCAAAUAAAUUGAAUUUUGUUGCCAAACUAUCACCAUUUAUAACUGAUGGUACUAGAUGUACUCCGGAUUCAUUGGAUGUAUGUGUGGCCGGCAAAUGUUUGAGCGUUGGCUGUGAUCUUCAAUUGGGAUCAGCGAAAAAAAUCGAUAAUUGUGGUGUAUGUGGUGGUGAUGGUUCAUCAUGUAAAAAUCAUUCAUAUCGAUGGUCACAUCGAUUCGAAACCAAUUGUUCCACCAUAUGUUUAUCCGAUCAGCUUUCUCAAUUUCGUACAUCAUCUGUCGUGUGUGUGGAUGCCAAUGGAUCCAACAAUCAGCUUGUCGAUGAUCUAUUCUGCCCAAUGGAUGAACGACCAAAUCCGAUAACAUCACCAUGUGAACCAAGUGAACAUUGUAAAUUUAGAUGGGUAACCGAAGAAUGGUCAAAAUGUUCGCAAAGUUUAGGUUAUCAAACACGUGCCAUUUAUUGUGUACUUAGUAUUAAUCAUAAUGUAAAAAUUGAUGAAAAACAAUGUGAAAAAAUUGGUUUAAAACGUCCGGAAACAGAAAGAAAAUGUAAUCAAGAAGAAUGUCCCCAAUGGUAUGAAGGACCUUGGUCAUCGUGUUCUGAAACAUGUGGUAAUGGCAUCCAACGGCGUCUUGUUGUAUGCAAGGAUAAUCAAGGAUCGCCAAGUGAUAAAUGUGAUUGGCAACUAAAACCAUUGGAUAGCCGUAAUUGUUCGGAUAUAACGGAUUGUCUGAAUGGCCAAUCAAAUUCACAAGAAGAUUCUCCAAAUAUGAUUAUUGAUUCGAUGACAAAUGAGCCAAGCUAUGAUAUUGGCCCAUGGUCAUCAUGUAAUGUAACUUGUGGGAUUGGUUACAAAAAACGUAACGUUAAAUGUAAAAUUUAUCUUGAAUUUUCUCAAACAUUUGCUACAAUACCAUUUAAUCAAUGUUCUGGGCCAAAACCAGCUGAUUUGCAAAUUUGUUAUGGAUAUGAUUGUCAUAUGGAUGGAACGAAUUCACUGCAGAAAUAUAAUCAUCAUUCUAGUAUUGAACACGAGAAUAAUUUUGAAAUUGAAAAUGAAAAAUUUCAAUGGAAAAUCACUGGUUUUACUAAAUGUUCGGCAAAUUGUCUUGGCGGUAUACAAGAAUCAAUUAUUGAUUGUAUUCGAAUUGGUGAUAAUCAACGAAUGCCUACUGAACUCUGUCCAUUGGAAUUGAAACCUGAAACUUAUACACGAAUAUGUAAUGAUCAACCGUGUGUACCACGUUGGAAUCUAAGUGAAUUUGGUGAUUGUUCAAAAAAAUGUGGUGAAGGUGGUUAUCAAACCAGAAUCGUCAUCUGCAUACAUGAAGUAGCUAGAGGUAAAAAAAAUUUUGUUAUCUUACCGGAUAAUGAAUGUGAACCGCCUAAACCUAAAACUGAACGGAAAUGCAAUCAAAUCGAUUGUCAUCCCCGGUGGGAUAUACAACACUGGCAAAAAUGCUCACGUGAAUGUGGUGGUGGUUUGAAAAAACGAAAUAUUUAUUGUGUCAAGGAUUUUGUUAUUGGUGGCUUGCAAAAUAUUUCUCUGGUUGAAUGUUCAAUGAUGAAAAAACCAAAAAUAUCAAAACAAUGCAAUCUAAAACCAUGUCGAACAUCAGCUACUUCUACUACAACACUGACCGGUGAAAUGGUACGAAAAUCCAAAAGAAAUCAUUAUAAUGGAAUAUAUCCAAUGAUUCGAUUGCAAGAUCAUCAAAUACAAUAUAAACAUGUGUUCAAAGUACAAGGCCAAGUGACCAUCCGUGAAGGAUCAAGAAUUAAACUUUUAUGUCCAAUGACUAUUCAAACAACCGGAAUAAUACCGAAAUGGCUUAAAGGUCAUGACCGUAUCCGACCAGAACGUAAACGUUAUAUAAUGAUGGAUAAUUUUCUUAAAAUUCGUAAUGUAAAAUCCAAUGAUACAGGUGUUUAUAAAUGUAUCUAUAAUCAAUAUGAAAAAAAGGAUCAAGAUGAUGAUGAUGAUGAUGGUGGACAUUAUACAGCAUUCAAUGUUUUUACAUGUUGUUCCACUGAAAUCGGCAAUAAUGUUGGAUAAUAAUGAAAUUAUGAAUGAUCAACACUCAACAACAACAACAACAACAACGACGACAACAGAAGUUAAUA
Dermatophagoides farinae (American house dust mite) is the source of this 2788-nucleotide messenger RNA. NCBI's taxonomy places the organism in Eukaryota, Metazoa, Arthropoda, Arachnida, Sarcoptiformes, Pyroglyphidae. The record is from RefSeq and is a predicted model, not a curated record.